AUGUCAUCGGCGACAUCAUCGGCAACAAUCGAUCGCCUCAGACAGACAUUCGCGAUACAUGGACUACCUCAUGUGGUAGUUUCCGACAAAGGAAGUUCCUUCACGAGUUUGGAAUUCCAAGAUUUCAUGUCGCAAAAUGGAAUCAAACAUGUGAAAAGUUCACCUUACCACCCCGCUACAAACGGACUGGCAGAAAGAGCGGUACAGACGGUCAAAUCUGGUCUCAAGAAAGUCACAGGAGGUAAACUCGAAACUCGCUUAGCGCACUUCCUCCUGGCCUAUCGGACAACAGAGCACUCCACCACUGGAAUGCCGCCAGCCGCCAUGUUCAUGAACAGACACUUGAGAACCAGACUGGAUACCGUAUAUCCAGACGUCAAAAAGAAAGUUGACGAAAAGCUGAGAAAUCCGGCCGCGCUAAACCUCGGACCUCGGACUUACCGAGAAUUCCAGACUGGUGAGCUGGUUUUCGCCCUAAACUUUGGCAUAGGAAACACUUGGAUGCCGGGAACGGUUACGGAAAAACGCGGUCCGGUGUCCUACGAGAUCGAACUCGAGGACCGAGAAUGGCGACGUCAUGUCGACUAUUUAAGAAAUCGAUAUCAGAAAAAGGAUGAAUCUUCCGCGUCGCCUUCGAAUUCCGAUGACGAGUUCCUUUUUCCUGAGGAGGGCGAAGCAAAUGACCGUCAAGAUCAUCAACAUCGCGAUGACCACCAGGAUCGCGAGCACUUCGACGAUGAUCACAAUCACAGGGAUCGCAAUGAACACCAAGAUCGCGAUCAACAACCUGAAAGGAGUAAACACCCACAACGAGAAGGACGGCGCCCUCCCGAUUAUUACGGGUUCCCAUAA
Strongylocentrotus purpuratus (purple sea urchin) is the source of this 852-nucleotide messenger RNA. RefSeq lists its product as uncharacterized. The transcript has a single exon. Gene Ontology annotation, biological process: DNA integration. Bases 1 to 852 code for a protein of 283 amino acids. The record is from RefSeq and is a predicted model, not a curated record. Gene Ontology annotation, molecular function: nucleic acid binding. Lineage: Eukaryota; Metazoa; Echinodermata; Echinoidea; Camarodonta; Strongylocentrotidae.